AUGUCUACCAACCUCAACCCCGAAACCAACACCAACCCUUUAAUCCUCACCCAUCCUCCUCCUCUGCACCCAACCUGGGUAUCUCACAUCCCACACCUCCCACCCCCUAAUACCUCUCCCUUCCCCCACAUCCGCAAAUCCACAUACAGCCAAAACUGCACGAAUCAAAACACGCACCUCCUCCGCACAUCUCUGACACACCUCACCAAAAACCUCCUCAUAACAUCAUCAUGCAUUCCCUGCAGCACUCACAACAUACCCACUCGUCUCUACACACCACGUGCACUCCACGGGUCCGAUUCCAAACCCCUAAUCAUCUAUUUCCACGGCGGAGGUCUAUACGUCGGUGAUCUCGACUCCGAAGAAUUAACAUGUCGCCAACUAAGUAUUUCACUCUCCCUCCCCCUCCUCUCAAUAUCUUACCGUCUACUACCGGAUUUCCGCGCCGAUGACGCUGUAUCCGAUGCUCUGGUUUCUUUUUCCCACCUCUCUUCUCUUUAUCUCGGUCGAAAAUUCAUAUUAGUGGGGAGUUCUAGCGGGGGACAAUUAGCUGCUACUAUUGCAUUAAUUGCUUUACGAGAAGGAAAAGGAGAGAGGAUAUUGGGUGUUAUAUUGAGAUGUCCCGUAACAUGUGAUGCGACGGAAAAUGGGAUAAGUAUCCCUGAAGAAUGGAAACAUAUGCACACGAGUAUGAAGGAGGAGUUUUAUACGGGAAUAUUGGAUAAAGCGGCUGUGACGAAGGAGAAUAGAGUUAGGGAAUAUAAGAUGCCUUUGGAGAUGUUGGCUGAGAUAUCGAAGCUUAAGACUUCGAAAUUUGCAGAAGCAUCUAAACCCGAAAAUGCAGGACCGGAAAACAUCAAAAUGAAAUGGUUCUUCCAGCUUUGCACAAACGAUAUUUAUUAUUCCGAUGGGAUAUGUCUAGGACUUGGAUUAAGAGAAAGAGGAAACGAAGUGAAGAUUCGAGUUGAAGUAGGAUGGCCGCAUACGUUUUGGUUGAAAGGUAUGAUAUUGGAUGCAGCUCAGCAGGCUGAGAUGGAAUUGGUUAAAGGGGCAAAGUGGGUUUUGGAUGAUGCAGAUGAAGUUGAUGAUAGAGAGAGUCGGGCGAAGGGAGAAAUGGAUUGGGUGGAGUGGAGUGAGGAGAUUAGGUUGUGA
This is a messenger RNA of Sclerotinia sclerotiorum 1980 UF-70, 1152 nucleotides long. RefSeq lists its product as hypothetical. The record is from RefSeq and is a predicted model, not a curated record. Lineage: Eukaryota; Fungi; Ascomycota; Leotiomycetes; Helotiales; Sclerotiniaceae. The transcript has a single exon. Bases 1 to 1152 code for a protein of 383 amino acids. Gene Ontology annotation, molecular function: hydrolase activity.